This is a messenger RNA of Ilyonectria robusta, 4020 nucleotides long. RefSeq names its product P-loop containing nucleoside triphosphate hydrolase protein. Gene Ontology annotation, cellular component: intracellular anatomical structure. Bases 1 to 4020 code for a protein of 1339 amino acids. The record is from RefSeq and is a predicted model, not a curated record. The transcript has 2 exons. NCBI's taxonomy places the organism in Eukaryota, Fungi, Ascomycota, Sordariomycetes, Hypocreales, Nectriaceae. Gene Ontology annotation, molecular function: ATP binding; protein binding; RNA binding.
AUGGUCAAGAAAGGCAAGGCAAAGGCCGACACCCCAACCCCGAACCCUUCGGCGGGCAAGGACCAAGGCAAGGGCAAAAAGGGCCAGAAACAGGGCGCUCCAGCUCCAGCUCCCGAGGGGCCACCUCCGAAACCCACAGUGAAGCAGCUUAUCGGAGGCUCUUCAUGGACUGGAAAGUUGCCAGUAAAUCUGUUGAGCGAGCACUGCCAGAAGCAACGUUGGGACAAGCCCGAUUUUGACACCAGGAAGACCCCUGAUGGCUUCUCCGUCUGGAUCACCCUGAGCGCCAAGGACCUCAAGACACAGGAGCUCGUCAAGCUUGAGCCUUUCAAGAUUCCCACAACCCACAAGCACUUGAUUCUACGACCCACCGCUAUCGAGGCCAAACAUGCGGCUGCUACCUAUGCCCUUUUCAGGGUUUGCAGCAUGCUGAACAAGCACAUGGUCCUCCCACCGGAUCACAAAGCGCUAUGGAAGGAGUUCCAAGCGUUGAAGGCUGAGGAUGUCAAGGAGGGAAAGGCCUGGAUGUACGAGGCGGACCCUUUCAAGACUCUCCAAGAGCGCCAGGACGCCAAGUCUAAUGCCGAGAAGAAGAGGAAGGAGAUGGAGGCAGCCAAGGCCAAAGCCAAGGCCAUGCCUGGAGCGUCGGGUCUGGCGCUGAUGAACGGUGACGGUCGGUCUAACAUCAUGAAGGGCUGGACUACCGCGCCUAAAGUCGAAAUGGGAAGGAAGACCAGGUCACAGCUGGAGACUUUGCUGCGAGGCGGUGUGACCUGGAACCCUCACAAGAUUUCCAUGCCCAAGUCUAAGAAGGAUGCUAUUGUGACUGAGCUGAGCAAGCUCGGGUUCCGACGCAGCCAUGCGGAAGAGGCAGUGGAGUACUGCAAGGACAGGGAAGAGACUCUCGAGUGGUUGCUUAUCCACAUACCGGAAGACGACCUCCCUCGGUGGGCGCUACCGGAGAGCUACUCGGCCGGUGUAUCUGUUGGGGCCACGGACCUUAAAAGGGAGGGCAUCAUCAAGCGCCUGUCCGAAACGGGUUAUUCUCUCGAGCUGGCCACGAAGGUCCUCGAUGAACAAGGCGGUGACGAGGAUAAGGCAGCCGAAACACUCCAAAACCUGCUCUUCUCAAGCAAGGUUGAAGCUGACAGCGACUCUGAUUUCCUGGACAUGGGAUCUCCCGAGGAGCAAUGGGAGGACGAGGUUGGAAGCCUAGAGGCUAUAUAUGGCGAAGGCUUUGAACGCGAUGGCGACAAGGUCAUCCGUAUCAAGUUGGAUUCAGUCAAGAACGGACCUCAAGGAAACGUAGAGACAUUCUUGCAAGUUCGCAGGGCGGCCACCUAUCCAGCAAACCUCAUACUCUCCAUUGUCGCUAACCUUCCCUCUUAUAUCAAGCUGAGCAUCAUCAGGAAAGCUUUGCAACAUAGCGAAGAGGCCUUAAGAGACGAGCCUACUAAGAUCUUCCUAGUUAUGGACUGGAUUCAGCAGAACAUCAACAGCAUCAUCGAACAUCCCGGAAAGCUGGUGGAGAUUUCCUCCGUUUCUUCUGCAGCGUCUGAGACGAAGCCGAUCGCGGCUAUUUCAAGCACCCAGCGGUCACAUCGCCACGUAAAGCCACUCAAGUGGAUCGAAAGUCCCCGGAGCAGAGAGCAGUGGCUGCGGCGACAACAAUCGCCUUCUCUGAAAGAUAUGAUUUCGAAACGCAAGAAGCUGCCGGCGUGGCACAUGUGUGACGCCAUUGUGAGAACGGUUGAAGAAAACCACGUUACCAUUAUCAGUGGAGAGACGGGUUCAGGAAAGUCGACUCAGUCGAUGCAGUUCAUUCUUGAUGACCUGUAUGAGAGGGGACUCGGUGGGUGUGCAAACAUCAUCGUGACGCAACCGCGACGAAUCUCAGCUUUGGGACUGGCGGAUCGUGUGGCGGAAGAGAGAUGCACUCGGGUUGGCGACGAAGUGGGAUACGCUAUCCGUGGCGAAUCUCGCAGGUCCAAGGAUACCCGGAUCACAUUCGUGACGACUGGUGUGCUUCUGCGACGACUCCAGACUUCUGGAGGACGGGUAGAGGAUGUCGUGGCAGCUCUGGCGGACGUCAGUCACGUUGUCAUCGAUGAAGUGCACGAACGGAGUCUUGAUACCGACUUCUUGCUGAACCUCAUUCGUGAAGUCAUGAGGAUGAAACAGAAUACUCUGAAGCUCAUCCUCAUGUCCGCUACGCUUGAUGCGUCAACUUUUGCGAACUACUUUACUUCUGAAGGACUGAGUGUUGGUAUGGUUGAAAUUGCUGGCCGAACGUUUCCGGUGGAAGAAUAUUACCUUGACGACGUUGUCCGAAUGACUGGGUAUGGCAUCGACAGGGCUGACACCGGACUCAUAUCUGGUGAUACCAUGGGCAAGAUCAUCCAGAAGAUGGGCCACCGCAUAAACUAUAACCUCAUUGUGGAGACUGUCAGGGCCAUCGAUUAUGAGCUGUCAUAUGAAAAGAAGACUGGCGGAAUUCUCAUUUUCCUCCCUGGAGUAGGCGAGAUCAACCAAGCGUGUGGUGCCCUGAGGCAGCUCGGAUCACUUCAUGUCCUCCCUCUGCACGCAUCGCUCGAGACACGAGAGCAGAAGAGGGUGUUUGCUAGUGCACCACACGGCAAGCGCAAGAUCGUGGUCGCGACCAAUGUGGCGGAAACUUCCAUCACCAUUGACGAUAUAAUUGCCGUUAUCGAUAGUGGCAAGGUAAAGGAAACGAGUUUCGAUGCGGUCAACAACAUGAGGAAGCUCGAAGAGACGUGGGCAUCGCAGGCAGCUGGCAAGCAACGACGUGGUCGAGCUGGUCGAGUCCAAGAGGGUAGAUGUUACAAACUCUUCACCGAAAACUUGGAGAAGCAGAUGGCCGAGCGACCAGAGCCCGAAAUUCGACGUGUACCCCUAGAGCAGCUGUGUCUUUCGGUUCGUGCCAUGGGCAUGAGGGACGUUGCAGGGUUCCUUGGACGGUCCCCGACACCUCCUGACGCAACUGCCAUCGACGGUGCAAUGAAGCUGUUGCGGCGAAUGGGAGUGUUGGAUGGAGAUGAGCUCACGGCCAUGGGUCAGCAGCUGGCCAUGCUGCCUGCGGACUUGCGAUGCGGCAAGUUGAUGGUGUUUGGCGCCAUCUUCGGCUGCUUGGACGACUCUGUGACCAUUGCGGCUAUCCUGAGCACUCGAAGUCCAUUCGUUUCCCCUUCAGAGAGGAGGGAUGAAGCGAGAACAGCCCGAAUGAGGUUCUGCAAGGGAGACGGCGACCUCUUGACGGAUCUGGAAGCCUUCAAGCAGUGGGAUGACAUGAUGCAAGAUCGGAUGCCCCAACGUCAAAUCCGAAGCUUCUGCGAAGAGAGCUUCCUUGCGUACCAGACCCUGACCGAUAUCUCCAACACGCGAUCUCAAUACUACUCAGCGCUGGCCGAGAUUGGCAUUGUCACAUCAUCAGAGGCUUCUAGCGAGGCACAUGCUCGAGGCGCCUACGCAGGCGGCUCGCAACUCUUGCGGGCGCUGAUUGCAGCGGCCUUUACACCGCAGAUUUCACGAAUCCAGUAUCCCGACAAAAAGUUCGCGAGCUCCAUGUCCGGUGCGGUCGAGCUGGAUCCUGAGGCGCGUGCUAUCAAGUACUUCAACCAGGAGAACGGGCGGGUAUUUGUGCACCCAAGCAGCACGCUCUUUGGUAGCCAGGGCUUCUCGGGAAAUGCGGCCUAUAUGUCGUACUUUACCCUCAUCUCGACAAGCAAGAUCUUUAUUCGAGACCUCACUCCGUUCAAUGCGUAUACGCUGCUGCUCUUCUCCGGUCCCAUCGAACUAGACACGCUAGGCCGAGGUCUUCUUGUUGACGGAUGGCUACGGCUCAGAGGAUGGGCCAGGGUUGGAGUCCUGGUGGCGAGGUUGCGUGGGAUGGUGGAUGAGUUGAUUGCGAAGAAGGUGGAGAGUCCAGAGCUGGGGCUCGAGAACAACGAGGUGAUCAAGUUGGUUACGAAGAUGAUAGAGCUCGACGGAUUAGAUGCUUAG